Talpa occidentalis (Iberian mole) is the source of this 1146-nucleotide messenger RNA. RefSeq names its product ATCAY kinesin light chain interacting caytaxin (gene ATCAY). Gene Ontology annotation, cellular component: cytoplasm. The coding region runs from base 1 to 1146 and encodes 381 amino acids. The transcript is spliced from 12 exons. Gene Ontology annotation, biological process: apoptotic process. NCBI's taxonomy places the organism in Eukaryota, Metazoa, Chordata, Mammalia, Eulipotyphla, Talpidae. The record is from RefSeq and is a predicted model, not a curated record.
AUGGGGACUACUGAAGCCACCCUCCGGAUGGAAAAUGUAGAUGUGAAGGAAGAAUGGCAGGACGAAGGUCUUCCCAGACCACUCCCAGAAGACACAGGGAUGGACACCCUUGGUAGCCCUGCAGAAGACACAUCCUCCCCUCCAAACACGUUAAACUUCAAUGGGGCUCAUCGCAAGCGGAAGACACUGGUGGCCCCGGAGAUCAACAUUUCCCUGGAUCAGAGUGAGGGCUCCCUGCUGUCUGAUGACUUCUUGGAUACCCCCGAUGACCUGGAUAUUAACGUGGAUGACAUUGAGACCCCUGAUGAGACUGACUCGCUGGAGUUCCUGGGGAAUGGCAAUGAACUGGAGUGGGAAGAUGACACCCCGGUGGCCGCCGCCAAGAACAUGCCCGGGGACAGCGCGGAUCUGUUUGGGGACGGCGCUGCGGAAGAGGGCGGGGCGGCCAACGGGCGCCUGUGGCGGACGGUGAUCAUCGGAGAACAAGAACAUCGCAUUGACCUGCACAUGAUCCGGCCCUACAUGAGGGUGGUGACCCAUGGAGGGUACUAUGGCGAAGGUCUCAACGCCAUCAUUGUCUUUGCUGCCUGCUUCCUUCCGGACAGCAGCUCCCCUGACUACCACUACAUCAUGGAGAACCUCUUCCUGUAUGUCAUCAGCAGCUUGGAACUCCUGGUGGCGGAGGACUAUAUGAUCGUAUACCUGAAUGGUGCUACCCCCCGGCGGAAGAUGCCUGGCAUCGGGUGGCUCAAGAAGUGUUACCAGAUGAUUGACAGGAGGUUGAGGAAAAAUCUGAAGUCCUUAAUCAUCGUCCACCCAUCCUGGUUCAUCCGCACCGUGCUGGCCAUCUCCCGCCCUUUCAUCAGUGUCAAAUUCAUCAACAAGAUCCAGUAUGUGCAUAGCCUGGAAGACCUGGAGCAGCUCAUCCCCAUGGAGCACGUGCAGAUCCCAGACUGCGUGCUACAGUAUGACGAGGAAAGGCUCAAGGCCCGGAGGGAGACGUCUGUCGUGCGGCCGCAGCCGGAAUUUGUCCUGCCCAGGUCUGAAGAGAAGCCAGAGGUGGAGCCAGAGGAGGACAGGUCUGCUCUGGUCACGGAAGAUCAGGAAACAAGGCAGGAUCAGGACGUGCCCCUGACACCCCCUUAG